This is a messenger RNA of Enterobius vermicularis (human pinworm), 237 nucleotides long. NCBI's taxonomy places the organism in Eukaryota, Metazoa, Nematoda, Chromadorea, Rhabditida, Oxyuridae. The record is from the annotation of a GenBank genome assembly.
AUGAAUAUAUUAUGGCUGUUUGAAUUAUCAAACUGUGUUUAUGGUUCAAUACUUCAAAUGAAUACAUUUUUGUUUCACAUUAGAUACGGAUUUUUGGUUGCGAGUAUAGCGUUUAUAUGUAGUUGUCUAUUAGAAAUAACGUUUGCUCUGUUAACUGCUGUUGCUGCUGCUGCUGUGGUUGCUGUUGGUGGUGGUGAUGGUGGUGGUGGUGGUGAUGAUAUUGAUGUUGGUUGUUAG